UCGUGAUCUUAUCCCAAAACUACACUCCCCAACGCACUGACGAUUCAGAACCUCAUCUCCCUUCUUCGUUACUAAACCAAACGUUAAAAAGAAACUUCAUACAGAUAUAUACUAGCUAGAAAUGGGUGUCGGUAACGUGUAUAUUGUUGUGGUGUCGGUGAUAGUAGCGAGUUUAAGUUGGGCCGUCGAUGCCUGCCCGCCGUCGGAGCGGGCGGCGCUUCUCGCUUUCAAAGCGGCCCUUCACGAGCCCUAUUUGGGCAUCUUCAACUCUUGGACCGGCACAGACUGUUGUAAGAACUGGUAUGGCAUCAGCUGCGACCAGGAAACCCACCGGGUCGCCGACAUAAACCUACGGGGUGAGUCCGAGGAUCCGAUUUUCGAGAAAGCGCACCGGACCGGAUACAUGACCGGAUACAUCUCACCCGCCAUCUGCAAACUUCCUCGUCUAUCGAGCGUCACCAUCGCCGACUGGAAAGGAAUCACCGGCGAGAUCCCUAAGUGCAUAACGUCGCUGCCGUUCCUCCGAAUCCUCGAUCUCAUCGGGAACCGGAUCUCCGGCGAGUUACCUGCAGACAUCGGGCGGCUCCACCGCCUCACCGUCCUCAACGUCGCCGACAAUCUGAUCUCCGGCAGAAUCCCGACGUCGCUGACGAACCUCUCCAGCUUGAUGCACCUCGACCUCCGUAACAACCGGAUCUCCGGCAGCCUCCCGCGGGACUUCCACCGCCUCGUGAUGCUCAGCCGCGCUCUGCUCAGCCGGAACCAGAUCAGCGGGACCAUUCCGGCCGCGAUUUCGAGAAUCUACCGCCUGGCGGAUCUGGAUCUGUCCCUGAACAGACUCUCGGGAUCAAUCCCGGAAUCGCUGGGGAAAAUGGCGGUUUUGGCGACUUUGAACCUGGACGGUAAUUUCAUAUCGGGGAAUAUUCCGGCGACUUUGGUUAACUCCGCGAUAGGGAAUUUGAACUUGAGCAGAAACGCGCUCACAGGAAGAAUCCCAGACGUUUUCGAUACGAGGUCGUACUUUACAGUACUGGACUUGUCGUACAACAGAUUGUCGGGUCCGAUCCCGAAAUCUAUAUCCUCCGCUUCGUACAUCGGACACUUGGAUUUGAGCCACAACCAUCUCUGCGGCCGAAUCCCCUCCGGUUCGCCGUUUGAUCAUCUCGAAGCGUCGUCGUUUGCUUACAACGCUUGUCUAUGUGGAAAGCCUCUAAAAGCAUGCUAAUUAAUAUAGUUUUUAAUUUUUUUUGGUUUCUGAAUCUAAUUAAAUCAUGUGGUGAAUAUGCUUUUGUAUUUUUAGUAAGUGUAAGAAAGAAUAUUAUAUGGGUUUUUUAAAACUUAAUUACGCUCGUUGAAUAAGUUGUUAAUAGAGGGUUUUUUGUUUUUGUAUUGGUGUGCAUGAAAUUGAUGAAUAUCGGGUGCGAUAGAGGCAGUUUGAGAGCUUUCUGUGGGAUUCAGUAAAAGUGACGUUGAUGAAGAGGGAAUGAAACAGAUUGUUAACAACUCAUAGUGAGGGUUACGUUGCUACAUGCAAGUGUUUUUGUAA
Morus notabilis is the source of this 1546-nucleotide messenger RNA. RefSeq names its product DNA damage-repair/toleration protein DRT100. The transcript has a single exon. Gene Ontology annotation, molecular function: protein binding. NCBI's taxonomy places the organism in Eukaryota, Viridiplantae, Streptophyta, Magnoliopsida, Rosales, Moraceae. Bases 122 to 1225 code for a protein of 367 amino acids. The record is from RefSeq and is a predicted model, not a curated record.